GUGAAAUACCCAAAGAGAUAAGCAGUCUCAUUGAGUUGGAGGAACUGGAUCUUGGGUUUAAUAGUUUUAGUGGUUCGCUUGAUCUUGGGUUCAACGUAUCAGGGCUGAGAAUAAUUGAUCUUUCAUUCAACAAUCUAUCAGGAAGCCUCCCACCAAACAUAGGUUCUUUACCUCAAGAAAUUGGAAAUAUAAAGGCUGUAACAAAGAUGGAUCUAUCGAUGAAUCAAUUCUCAAAUGACAUUCCUAGAGAAAUUGGAGGCUUGCAAAAUUUGGCACAGCUUUCUCUGAGACACAACAAGUUUCAAGGAUCUAUACCUGACUCAAUGAGCAACAUCGAGAGUAAUCUGAUUGGUUCUGGAAGUUUUGGCUCUGCAUACAAAGGUGUUCUCAGAAGUGGAACUGCCAUUGCAGUUAAAGUGUUCAACCUGGAUGAGGCAUUCAAGAGUUUUGAUACGGAAUGUGAAGUUUUGCGUAGCCUUCGCCAUAGGAAUGUCGUAAAAGUCAUUACUAGUUGUUCCAACCUUGAUUUUAAGGCGUUAGUGCUUGAGUAUAUACCAAAUGGAAGUCUUGAGAAGUAUUUGUAUUCGCACAACUACUUCUUAGACAUCAAGCAGAGACUAAGCAUAAUGAUAGAUGUGGCAUGUGCUUUGGAAUAUCUUCAUCAUGGGUGCUCGUUGCCUGUGAUUCUCUGUGACGUGAAGCCUAGUAACGUCUUGCUGGAUGAAGAUAUGGUUGCCCACCUCAGCGACUUUGGCAUUUCAAAACUGCUUGGUGAAGAUCAGGGUGAUUUGUACAGUAAAACCUUAGCAACAUUCGGGAAAAAGCCUAAUGAGUUUGAGGGAGAUCUUAGCUUGAAACAAUGGGCGAGAUAUUCACUUCCAGAUGAUGUAAUGGAGGUCGUAGAUGCCAACUUGUUAACAUCAACUGGUAGUCACUUAAAGAAGGAGCUAGAUGUUGUGGCAUCAAUCAUGAAAGUACCAUGGCUGCUCAUAUUUUUAAGGCCACGUGUAAUUGCAUCCAUGAUGAUCUUGAAGAUAUGUAACGGCACAUUGAAAUUAUACGCCAAUUGUUACCCAAACUCUUCCCUCAAAAUCCAAUCAUCCAAACAACUUGCGAUGAGAGCUUCCCGAAGGAAGUUUCUGCCCAAGCUUUUGAUGGACUUUCACAUCGAGCUGAAGAAGAAAAAAAGUAAGACGGUGAAGAUGAGGGUGGAGAAAGUGAAUGGAAGAGUUGUGAAGGUAGCGGAGAAAGUGAAGUGA
This is a messenger RNA of Capsicum annuum, 1259 nucleotides long. Its product is annotated as receptor kinase-like protein Xa21. Gene Ontology annotation, molecular function: protein binding; protein kinase activity; ATP binding. The record is from RefSeq and is a predicted model, not a curated record. The transcript has 6 exons. Lineage: Eukaryota; Viridiplantae; Streptophyta; Magnoliopsida; Solanales; Solanaceae. Gene Ontology annotation, biological process: protein phosphorylation. The annotation marks the transcript as partial.